Paramacrobiotus metropolitanus is the source of this 3539-nucleotide messenger RNA. RefSeq names its product coatomer subunit beta-like. The transcript is spliced from 23 exons. Gene Ontology annotation, biological process: intracellular protein transport; endoplasmic reticulum to Golgi vesicle-mediated transport; intra-Golgi vesicle-mediated transport. Gene Ontology annotation, cellular component: cytoplasm; COPI vesicle coat. Gene Ontology annotation, molecular function: structural molecule activity. Lineage: Eukaryota; Metazoa; Tardigrada; Eutardigrada; Parachela; Macrobiotidae. The record is from RefSeq and is a predicted model, not a curated record. Bases 366 to 3254 code for a protein of 962 amino acids.
CAGUAACUCUGCUGGCACACAAAAUUAAAAAUAAUACUGCAGUAAAAUCGGGAUUUUAAAGUUUUAGCUGAUUAGUAAUGGUCCACCGUCCAGGAGAUAACUGGGUAAUGUGUUUAUAAUUUAUUUUUGUGAUUUUAAUUCUUUUUUCAUGGAGUGAAUUGUGUUUGUCCCUUGCACUGCAUUAGCUGUCGACGGUCAGAACGUUAUUCCAUGUGUUUUGUGGUUUGGCUGUCGUGGUGCAUGUUGAUUCUGCACGACCAACUGGUUUCCGGCGAAACGAAUUUUAUUACGUCCUCGUUUCGUGUUGAGUGAAAAUCUGUCGGAAAAUCAAUUUUUGAAUCGUGUUGCUUCACGUGGUUCGAAAUAUGGCGCAAACAGAACAUCCUUGCUACACUCUGAUCAACUUCCCAGCGGAAACUGACGCUCCCACAGAACAGCAGCUGAAAGCGGAUUUAGAAAAGGGGGAUACGAAGACAAAGAUCGAAGCCUUAGAAAAAACCAUUCGUUGUUUAUUGGGAGGCGAGAAGUUCUCAUCCAUCUUGAUGACUAUCAUCCGAUUUGUUCUACCUUCUCAAGACCAUACAAUAAAGAAGCUUUUGUUGCUAUUUUGGGAAAUCGUACCAAAGACGCAUCCAGACGGAAAACUGCUUCACGAAAUGAUCCUUGUGUGCGAUGCAUAUAGAAAGGAUCUACAGCAUCCGAACGAAUUUCUUCGGGGCUCCACACUGAGAUUUCUGUGCAAAUUGAAAGAGCCGGAGCUGCUGGAACCUCUUAUGCCGGCCAUCCGGAGCUGUCUGGAGCAUCGUCACGCCUAUGUCAGAAGGAACGCUGUUUUAGCAAUUUAUACAAUCUACAAGAAUUUUGAUUUUUUAAUCCCGGACGCCCCGGAAUUGAUCGGAGGCUUUCUCGACCAAGAGCAGGAUAUGUCUUGUAAGCGCAACGCAUUCAUGAUGCUUAUCCAUGUGGAUCAGGAGCGCGCUUUGAAUUAUUUAAGCAGUUGUUUGGAUCAAGUUGGUGGCUUCGGUGAUAUUUUACAACUUGUUAUUGUGGAGUUGAUUUAUAAAGUUUGCCUUACAAACGCAACAGAGCGAGCGCGGUUUAUUCGGUGUAUUUACAAUUUGCUGAAUUCUAAUAGUUCAGCUGUUCGUCUGGAAGCUGCUGGAACUCUGAUCACUCUUUCUGCUGCUCCUAGCGCAGUCAAGGCUGCUGCCGCUUGUUACAUCGAUAUCGUGGUUAAAGAAAGUGAUAAUAACGUAAAAUUGAUUGUGCUGGACCGACUGACUGCCCUUCGCGAGAGCGCCGUCAAUAACGAGAAGAUUCUCCAGGAACUGGUGAUGGAUAUUCUUCGUGUUCUUGCUUCAACAGAUCUGGAAGUUAGAAAAAAGACACUGGAAAUCGUACUGGAAUUGGUGUCCUCUCGAAAUGUCGAAGAGAUGGUCCUGAUACUCAAGAAAGAAGUGCAAAAGACAAAUAACGUCGUGGAACAGGAAGAUAACGACAAGUACCGUCAGCUUUUGGUGCGGACACUCCAUUCGUGCAGUGUGAAAUUUCCAGAUGUUUGCCCUACAGUUAUACCUAUGCUGACUGAAUUUCUUGGCGAUAUUCAGUCCGAAAUGGCGGCCGUGGAUGUACUGGUGUUUUUGCGCGAAGCCAUUCAGCGGUUUCCCAAACUUCAAGCUGUUGCUAUUUCCAAUAUUCUCGAAGCUCUGCCAUCCAUAAAAAAUUCCACCAUUUUGCGCGGUGCUUUAUGGAUUCUUGGUGAAUAUUGCCGAUCGAAAGACGAUAUCCAAGGCACAAUGCAUGAAAUUAGACAAAGUUUGGGACCUUUACCGAUUGUUGAAGAUGAAUUAGCAAAGCAGAGCGGAGAGCAGACAGUGAAAGAUGAACAAAUGGAGCAGAGUUUUAAAAAACUUGUGACGGCCGAUGGAACAUACGCAACUCAGAGCGCGUUAACCACGCAAUACAAAGGGAAAAAGGAAGAAGAUAAAAAAUUGCCGCUGCGCAAGCUCUUAAUGAACGGAGAUUUCUUUUUGGGCGCCGCUUUGGCAUCCACUUUAGCCAAACUAGCGCUGCGGUAUUGCGACGUUACCAAAGAACGCGCGCGACAAAACGCUUUCCUUGCUGAGUCAAUGUUCAUAAUGGCUUCUAUUCUUCAUUUGGGAAAAUCGGGCCUUCCGAAACGACCUAUUACCGAUGAUGAUCAGGACAGGAUAGGUCUUUGUCUGAAAGUUCUGGCAGAUCGGUCUCCAGUCAUAAUUAGAAUAUUCGAGGAAGAUUGCCGGCGCUCUUUAGCAACCGUUCUCCAAGUUAAGCAGAAAGAAGAGAAAGAACAGGAGCAAAAGACACGAAAAUUGGCGACCAGUGUCCAGGCCGAUGACCCCCUGUCUUUCGCGCAUCUUUCUGGACGUAGUGAUUUCGCCAAUGGUGAAGAUAUUUUUGCCGUAAGCUUGUCGGCGGCUGUUGGCCAAGGUGGAAAAAAGGAUACAUACGAUCCGGCAUCAUCAAAAUUGAACAAAGUGGCGCAGCUUACCGGUUUUUCUGAUCCCCUCUACGCAGAGGCGUACGUCCAUGUUAAUCAGUUUGAUAUCCUUUUGGAUGUGCUGAUUGUGAACCAGACUGACGAUGUUUUGCAAAACGUUUCACUGGAGCUGGCCACACUCGGAGAUUUAAAAUUAGUGGAGAAACCUAGUCCGAUAACGAUGGCGCCGCAUGAUUUUGCCAAUAUCAAAGCCAGUGUUAAAGUGGCCUCUACGGAAAACGGUGUCAUUUUCGGGAAUAUUGUGUACGAUCUGAAAAGUGGUGUAAGUGACAGGAACUGCGUCUACUUAAAUAACAUUCAAGUGGACAUUAUGGAUUACAUUGUUCCUGCGACAUGCACUGAUCUGGAAUUCCGGCUGAUGUGGGCCGAGUUUGAGUGGGAAAAUAAGGUGGCAGUGAAUACAACUAUGACGGAUCUGCGAACAUUUCUUAAUUAUCUCAUCAAAGCCACUAAUAUGAAGUGUUUAACCCCCGAUAAGGCACUGUCGGGUGAUUGCGGUUUCAUGGCGGCUAACUUGUAUGCGAAAUCGAUUUUCGGUGAGGAUGCACUGGCCAAUGUGAGCCUGGAACGCUCGUACGACAUGAAUGGCCCCAUUGUCACCGGUCACGUACGAAUUCGGGCAAAAAGCCAGGGUAUGGCAUUAAGUAUGGGUGAAAAGAUCACGUCCGCACAAAAACAGUCGGGAAAAGAGAACAAAACACGAACGGAAGACUGAACGACCUUGCUUUUUUCAUAGAAGUUUCUAUUUGGGUUAAUAUUUCUUGCGAUGGUGUUUUUAUUUUGGAAGAUAUUUCAAUAAUAUAGAAGAAUGAAAUAUAAAAUUGUGUGGAAUCUUGUGGUUCAGUUGUCUAUCAUCCAGGACGAAUUAUUUACCUUUACAGCUGCGGUUGUGCGGUCCGCGUUAAGCAUUCCGUCUUUCUCCUUACUCACGUGGCGUUUUCUGUUGUUGCUUUUUAUACCUAAGGAUAAAUAGGGAUUCAAUAAGACAAUAACACUCAUG